CCGCCUCCCGGGAGGGUGAGCAGGGCCAGCAGUUGGAGCGGGGUUGCUGUCUUCCCAGAGCUGGAGACCCUCCUUUGAAUCCGGCCCUGGGACAUCUAGUCCUCUUAAGGCAACUUGUUGCAGGUCACAGGGUACUGCGUGGGUGAUUUUUAGUUAACAUGGCCUGCAAGAAACAAUUAGAUACCAGCUAGAGUUCAUUUUAAAAAUCCCUGCCAUCUGUAACUCCUGCAGGAGAAGAGUGCAUCUUCACCGCAGACAUGCUGCUUUAUCAAAGCUUGUUGGCUAAGGUAACUCUGGUAGUUCUCCUUGUUUGAUUGCUUUGAAUAAAGAAUAGAAGAAAAAGAAUACAUCAUGUCAGAGAUAUUAGACCUCUCUUUCCUGUCUGAGAUGGAAAGGGCUUUGAUCAUUAAUGUUCUACAGCGAGAUGAGGAGCUCCGGCAAGCAGAUGAGAAAAGGAUUAGGCGACUGAAGAGUGAGCUACUGGAGAUCAAAAGGAAAGGGGCCAAGAGGGGCAGCCAACAUUAUAGUGACCGGACCUGUGCUCGGUGCCAAGAGAACCUGGGCCGUUUAACUCCCAAGACUAACAUUUGUAGGGGUUGCAACCACUUCGUGUGUCGAGACUGCCGCAUCCAGGAAAGCAAUGGCACCUGGAGGUGCAAGGUGUGCACCAAGGAAAUAGAGCUGAAGAAAGCAACUGGAGACUGGUUUUAUGACCAGAAAGUGAAUCGCUUUGCUUAUCGCACAGGCAGUGAGAUAAUCAGGAUGUCUUUGCGUCGCAAACCUACAGUGAAUAAAAGAGAGACAGUAGGACAGUCCCUCCUUCAUCAGACACAGAUGGGUGAUAUCUGGCCAGGAAGAAAGAUCAUUCGGGAGCAACAGAAAGAGCACAGUGUGCCAUUUGAAGUGCCAAAGUUGAAAAGUGGUAAGAGUGCACUGGAAGCUGAGAGCGAAAGUCUGGAUAGCUACACAGCUGACUCAGAUAGCACCUCAAGGGGAGACUCUCUGGAUAAAUCUGGCCUCUUUCCAGAAUGGAAGAAGAUGUCUGCCCCCAGAUCUCAAGUAGAAAAGGAAAUGCAGCCAGUGGGUCAAAAUGUAGUAUCUGUUGAUGAGGAUGAAAUAAUAUUCAAGAAUACCAGAAAAGUCUUCAGGCCUUCAGAAUAUACUAAAUCUGUGAUAGAUCUUCGUCCAGAAGAUGUAGGGCCUGAAAGUAGCUCCAUGGGAGACAGAAGCAAAUCUGUGCCAGGCCUCAGUGUGAAUAUGGAAGAGGAAAAGGAAGAAGAGGAGGAGGAAGAAGAAGAAGACAUUGACCACUUGGUGAAGUUGCAUCGCCAGAAACUAGCCAGAAACAGCAUGCAAAGUGGCUCCUCCAUGAGUACCAUUGGCAGCAUAAUGAGCAUCUAUAGUGAAGCUGGUGAUUUUGGAAACAUCUUUGUGACUGGCAAGAUUGCCUUUUCCCUGAAUUUUGAGCAGCAAACACAGACUCUGGUCAUCCAUGUGAAGGAGUGCCACCAACUGGCCUAUGCAGAUGAAGCCAAGAAGCGCUCUAACCCGUAUGUGAAGACUUAUCUCCUGCCUGAUAAGUCCCGCCAAGGUAAAAGAAAAACCAGCAUCAAACGGGACACUGUCAAUCCACUAUAUGAUGAAAUCCUCAGAUACGAAAUUCCAGAAUCGCUUCUGGCCCAGAGGACCUUGCAGUUUUCAGUGUGGCACCAUGGUCGUUUUGGCAGAAACACUUUCCUUGGAGAGGCAGAGGUCCAUAUGGAUUCCUGGAAGCUUGAUAAGAAGCUGGAUCAUUGCCUCCCUUUACAUGGAAAGAUCAGUGCUGAGUCCCCGACUGGCUUGCCAUCACACAAAGGCGAGUUGGUUGUCUCACUGAAAUACAUCCCGUCCCCCAAACUUCCUGUUGGAGGCAAUUGGAAAAAGAGCAAAGGUAUGGAAGGAGGAGAGCUCCAGGUAUGGAUCAAAGAAGCCAAGAACCUGACAGCUGCCAAAUCAGGAGGAACUUCAGACAGCUUUGUCAAGGGAUACCUCCUUCCUAUGAGAAACAAGGCCAGUAAGCGUAAAACUCCUGUGAUGAAGAAGACCCUGAAUCCCCAUUACAACCACACAUUUGUGUAUAGUGGCAUGAGACUGGAAGAUCUACAGCACAUGUGCCUGGAACUCACUGUGUGGGAUCGGGAGCCCCUGACGAGCAAUGACUUCCUAGGAGGGGUCAGGCUGGGUGUUGGCUCUGGGAUCAGUAAUGGGGAAUUAGUGGACUGGAUGGACUCAACUGGGGAGGAAGUGAGCCUAUGGCAGAAGAUGCGACAGUACCCAGGGUCUUGGGCAGAAGGGACUCUGCAACUCCGUUCCUCGAUGGCCAAGCAGAAACUGGGUUUAUGAGUCCCUGUCAUCCUCUACAGCUCCAGACCUGGCCAGAGCAAGUCAGAGGAAGUGAAGAAACCAAGAGCAAAGUUUUCUAAUUUAAUGUGUGUGUUGGGUUUUUGUUUACAAGCAUGUAUUUCUGCAAGUCUUAGUCUGCUAGCUAGAGAGAUGCAGACAUGUUCCUCUUUAUAGAACAGGUUGAAGAAUAAAGGUCUCUUGAAAAUGUUUCUACUUGUGCAUAGUCUAGUAUAUCAUCAGAAUCCAUUCAUUUUUGUAUCUGUAUGAAAUCUAACUUUAAAAAGUCUUUAAAAACAAUAUUCUAGCUUCUGUCUUGCUAACCCGGGAAGCCCUGGCUACCUUUGGUGUUAGUUUCAGUCUGUGGUUUAAAGAUGUACCUGAUCUGAUACCAAGGCUCUGGGAAGUAGGGUUGGGUUACUAAAGACAGAGGAAUUGGGAGAGAGGUAAGUAUAUCUUCUUCUUCUUCCUCUCCAAUUUAUAUUUUUAACUUAUCUUCUAUCUUGGAAAAUUCCUGAAACCUGGCUUUUCACUUUUCUUUUUUAAAGCAAUUUCUACCUUGCUUGAGUGUAAUGGUUUUCUUUGAAAUGCUAAGAAAAUUCUUCAGUUCCUUUCAGUUUUAGACACCUUUACUAGCCCUUUAGGGAACCCUUAUAACGGAGUCACUUUAGAAAAGCACUUUAAUUGAAUCAUGAUCUGUUCGCUGGGUGAUGAACAUGCCCAGUGAGACUUUUUGGCUAAUCUGAGAGGAUGUGAGUGACAGAGUAAAGUUUCUCACAGCCAUGCUGAAUUCUCUGCAUUUUAAACAGAUACAGCAGUUGUAGGGGGAGAGAAGUCCUCAUUUCUCUAAAGCAAGACAAGGCAUCUACACUUUCAUACCACAUGUUUCUCAGUGUUUGUGUCUGCAUGGCGUUGCCACACAGAAUGUGGUCUGCAUACCUCUGUGUCAGCCAGAACAACCAAGGAUUGUCUAAAUUGUUAGUGUUUCCCCAGGCUGGGGACCAUUAGUGCUCCAAGAGAACAUGAACAGAGAAUCUUUCAAUUAUUUACACUUCCUACCUGAUGUGGUCUCGGUUCCCAUUUUAUCUGUUUUCUAAAUUUGACCUACAUAUAACAUGGGUGUUGUGUAGCAUAGCUUUUCAAAGAGAGUUCUGGUGAGCUAACUUUUAUUUCCUGCUAUUCAUUCUUCCAGUCUUGACCUUUUCAUUCUUACAAGUGUGUCUGUACAAAGUUGUGUGUGGAAGGAGUGUAUAUCAGAGGAGAAAUCCUUUUUAGUAGAGCCAGCUGCUAGCUGACUUUCCUGUAAAACCAUUGGACUGAGGGUAGCUGUUAGUGGCUUCUCUUGUAUGUGUGGACUCAGUGGAGGAAUGCUGUUAAAAUAUUUAUUUGGUGUGGAUUGAUACUGCAAUGGAAAGUAUUACUUGGGAUUCUGAGCUGUUGCUCUAUUGUUUUCCACUUCCUAACAUGAAUGUGUGCUUCAAUAAAGCUUUUUCACUUGUCAAA
Messenger RNA from Heterocephalus glaber (naked mole-rat), 3882 nucleotides. NCBI's taxonomy places the organism in Eukaryota, Metazoa, Chordata, Mammalia, Rodentia, Bathyergidae. The record is from RefSeq and is a predicted model, not a curated record.